UACGUACCGGCCGAGGUAUCACGUUCGCGUCGACGUUCAGCAACACGCGCUUGCACGAAUGCCCGUGUUUACGCGUACCCCGGCCAACACGGUGAGAACGUGACGCAGAAUUAUAUACGGCGGGUUGACCGGCGGCGCAGAGGAUAGUUCGCGCUGCGGAGCUUUUUCAGAAUUUUCCCGCGGAGCGCGUGCUAGGGUAACGCGAGGGCAUACGUUCGAGACGAAGUGAGAGGGACAUUGUAAGCCUCGCACGUGGGUCCUCCGAACAAAUUAAUUCUCCCUGUACCGUUAUGGAGACCCUCGAAUCGAGUCGCGUGUGCCGUCUCUGCGGCAAGCAAUCCGGUAUCUCGAUUAAUAUAUUCGACAAGAACGAAAACCACGUGAAGAAAAUCAACGCCAUUCUCCCGAUUAUGGUGCACGAGAUGGAUCUGUUGCCGAAACACAUGUGCUAUCGUUGCAGCUACAAGUUGGAGGAGUUUCACAAGUUCUACGUCGAUUGUUUAAAAACGGACGCUGGUUUGAAGAGUCAGCUGUCCUGGAUGCGGAAAGGGAAUCCCAAGGAGAGGGUCGGUAUACCGAUGGUGCAUAUAGAGAACAUCAAGCUCGAGCCGCCGGAUUACGGCGCGUACGACGCGACCCCUAUGGUCGAUAACGCGAACUACAUGAACUCGAUGAGCUCGGUAACUUUCCAGCCGAACGAUAUCCCGUACGCCGCUUACACGCAAUGCAGACGCUGCUGUGAUAAAAUGGACCAAAGUAAUCAGACCGUGGCAACGAAUUACGAGAGCACGGUGCCGAGGUGCAACAGGCUGAACGACGUUGGAACCGAAACCGAUGGCAGCGCCAACGAGUCACGGGCUGUAAAAGAAAAUGCCUUAGUCGGUAAAACGUUUCAGGAACGCUCGAACCCCGCAACGCGUGUCGACGAAAAUGUAAAGAAUUCGAGAUGGUGUAGGCCAACAUCUUCCAGCUUCGAUCACGUGCACAAUACCAAAUGUAAAUCGAUCGCGAGGGAAGAAGUAAACGUUCGUAAUUUGAGGCCUAGAAACGGUCUCGUGGACUAUGUGGGAACUAGAAAGAAAAUGGCCCCGAAAUUGCAAAUUAAAACUGAAAACCCCGACGAUUUCGAGGGUCACGUACUUCGGCCCAGAAAGAAAAUGAUCGACUAUUGCGAUCGAACAACGCAGAGAAGGAACUCCGAGUACAAAAAGAAUCGAAUUUCACGAGGUGGUAAAUACAAUAGCAAGGGCAGAGUUCAGAACAUCGUGAAUAAUUUUAAAGUGUCGUCGAAGAAAAAGGUUAGGUUCGCGGUGAAGCAGGAACAGCACUCCGAUCUCGAGGACAUGGUUUUCGACAAAUUGUCCGUAACGCUGCCAAAGAAUUACAAAACGAGGAGCAUCGGUAAUCUAGCUGAUAACAUCGACGCAUUGCCCAACGAUCUUCUCUUUAACGUACAAAGCGACAGAAAUUGUUUGUUGACCUGCGAGGAACACGAUGUUGAUUUCAGUGUUGCCAACAAUCUAAAAUCCUUGAGUAACGCCGCGAAAAACAAUUUGAAGUCCGGAAAAAUUGACUUGGAUCGAAUUGCAACGAUAAGUUAUGCGCCGAAAUAUUUAAGAAGUAAAGACUUUUUUCUUAGAAACGGAAAAGUGAAGAAAGUCAGAACCACGAAUCUGUCGACCAAGAAGUUACGAAGAGACCUGCGCAGUAUAACUGGCGCAGCUAAAACGAACAGCAGAACCCUCAUGGAAACAAUCGGAGGUAUCGUUAAUACGAAGAAGAUCUCUGCAUCGAUAAAGUUGAUCGAUAACAAUCUAAAGCACUUUUGCGAGGAAUGUAAUUUAAGCUUCAUCAACAGAGAGUUAUUUAAACUACACACGUGUUAUCAUUGAUCGCAACUGCUUUAUAAAAUAAUGUGAUCGAAUAGAGAUUUAUUUUUGCUCGAUACGUAAUAUUUUCAGAAGAUGAUUUGUAUUAAACGUACAGGGGGUCUGAAAAGUUUUGGAUUACUGCGAAACAUAUUAGGACGGGCAUGCAGGAAGUCGUGCAAUAGCAUGAACCAGCGAUGAAUAUGUACCUAAGUAAUGUAUUUUAUACGAUAGAAUUUAUCAUUGAUGUAACAUCUUAUUAUUUUUAUGAACGAAGAUAUAUAUAUAUUUACAAAUGAUUGUCAGACGUUGACAUAAAAUGGU
Molecule: messenger RNA, 2192 nt
Organism: Colletes gigas
Lineage: Eukaryota; Metazoa; Arthropoda; Insecta; Hymenoptera; Colletidae
Exons: 2
Coding region: 291-1892 (533 amino acids)
Cellular component (GO): nucleus
Molecular function (GO): zinc ion binding
Source: RefSeq, a predicted model, not a curated record